AUGGAAGGCCUUAAGAAGUGCACAUAUGGAACUAUAGCCAAAGACAAGAAAACUCCAAGGAUAGGUUCCCAACAGGGACUUAGUAAAAGACAAGAACCACCUAAAAUUAUAGGGAACCGGGAAGCCUACCAGUUGAGGAUACUCCUGGUGGGCAAAUCUGCCACAGGGAACAGCAUCCUCUGCCGACAAGCGUUCGAGUCCAGACUUGGAGCCCAGUCAGUGACCAGGACCAGCCAAGCAGAGAUGGGCACAUGGAAGGGAAGGAGUUUCCUAGUGGUAGACAUGCCACCCAUCUUUGAGUCAAAGGCCCAGAACCAAGAAAAGGACAUUGGAGACUGCUACCUGCUGUGUGUGCCAGGACCCCAUGUCGUAACCCAGCUGGGAUGCUUCAGAGCCCAGGAUACCACUGCCAUGAGGAGGGUGAAGGAGACCUUUGGGGUGGGAGUCAUGAGGCACAUGAUCGUCCUCUUCACCCAUAAGGAAGACCUGGCAAAUGAGACCUCGCAUGAGUUUGUGACCCACACUGACAACCACAGCCUGCGCAGCCUGGUCGAGGAGUGUGGGGGGAGGUACUGUGCCUUUAAUAACAGGGCUUCUGGAGAAGAGCAGCAGAGACAGCUGGCAGAGCUCAUGGUCCUGGUGAGGGGCCUGGAGCAGGAGUGUAAUGGCUCCUUCUACAGCAAUGACCUCUUCCUUCAUGCCUCUGUGUUCCUUAGUAGUGACAGCAGUGAGCGCCAGGAAGCCUACAGGUGCUACCUGGCCAAGGUGAAGCAGGAGUUGGAGAGGCAGAAGCAGGACCUGAAGGAGCUCGAGGGCAGCUGGGUGGCUAAGAUGCUUUGCAGAGUCAACACGUGCAUGGGAUCCAACAUCACAGCAACCACCCUUCUUAUUGCCUGUGGUUUGAUAUUUAUCAUCAUUUUAAUUAACUUGUGUAUUGGCCAGGGGCACUGA
Messenger RNA from Mesocricetus auratus (golden hamster), 951 nucleotides. RefSeq names its product GTPase IMAP family member 5-like. NCBI's taxonomy places the organism in Eukaryota, Metazoa, Chordata, Mammalia, Rodentia, Cricetidae. The record is from RefSeq and is a predicted model, not a curated record. Gene Ontology annotation, molecular function: GTP binding.